ACCGAAAUCGCACGCGAGUAACCAAGCCCCGGUCGUUCAGAGAGAUGGCAGUUUCCAGCAACUCUAGUCUUUCUGGUUCCUCCGUCUCAUCCGAUCCUGAGGACUAUCAGCCACCAAUAUGGAAAUCUUACUUAUACCAGUUGCAACAGGAAGCACCACGACCCAAGAGGAUCACCUGUUCACAAGAGGUGGAGAGCAGGCCAAAAUACUACGGCCGAGAGUUCCAUGGUCUGAUAACCAGAGAAAGAGCUGAUGAACUACUCGGGGGAGCAGAGGGAGCGUAUCUCAUCAGAGAAAGUCAGAGACAAACAGGGACUUACACACUUGCUCUCAGGUUUGGGAAACAGACGCUGAAUUACAGGUUGUUUUAUGAUGGUAAACACUUCGUGGGAGAGAAGCGUUUUGAGUCUGUUCACGACCUCGUGACCGACGGCCUGAUAACACUGUACAUCGAGACUAAAGCUUCGGAAUACAUUGCCCAAAUGACCACAAACCCCAUCUACCAACACGUGGGCUACACCGCCCUCCUCAGAGACAAGAUAACCCAUCGCCUGGGACGCCAGCACCCACAAACCAAGAAGGUCACUUUCCAGCAGGAACAUCAGAUCUCACCCCCCCCUCCAACACGCAUCAGAGACGCAGCAGACAAACGCUGCAGCUAUGAGAAAGGACACAGCUUUAAGGUCCACACAUUUCGGGGCCCUCACUGGUGUGAAUACUGCGCCAACUUCAUGUGGGGUCUGAUCGCACAAGGCGUUCGCUGCUCAGACUGCGGUUUGAACGUGCAUAAGCAGUGCUCCUCCCUGGUGCCCAGUGACUGCCAGCCGGACCUGCGGCGCAUAAAGAAAGUCUUCAGCUGUGACCUCACCACUCUGGUCAAAGCCCACAACACUCAGAGGCCCAUGGUCCUGGACAUGUGUAUCAGAGAGAUCGAACACAGAGGGCUGAAAUCAGAGGGCAUUUACAGAGUCUCUGGCUUUUCUGAACACAUCGAGGACGUCAAACUGGCUUUUGAUCGUGAUGGAGAGAAAGCUGACAUCAGUGUGAGCGCUUACUCUGACAUCAACAUCAUCGCUGGAGCUCUGAAGCUUUACCUGAGAGACCUGCCCAUACCUGUCAUCACAUACGACAUCUACCCCACCUUUAUACAGGCAGCAAAAAUACUGGAGCCUGAAUCCAGACUGGAGGCGAUCCACGAGUGUCUGCUCCAGCUGCCGCCUGCGCACUACGAAACCCUCCGCUACCUGAUGGCUCACCUGAAAAGGGUCACCAUGUUUGAGAAGGACAAUCUGAUGAACGCGGAGAACUUGGGGAUCGUUUUCGGGCCGACGCUGAUGCACCCGCCGGAUCAGAACACUCUGGCCACUCUGAACGACAUGCGGCAUCAGAAACUCAUCGUCCAGCUUCUGAUUGAGCACGAGGACAUUUUGUUUUGA
Messenger RNA from Chanos chanos (milkfish), 1436 nucleotides. It is a transcript of the gene chn2, whose product is annotated as chimerin 2. Lineage: Eukaryota; Metazoa; Chordata; Actinopteri; Gonorynchiformes; Chanidae. Bases 45 to 1436 code for a protein of 463 amino acids. Gene Ontology annotation, molecular function: GTPase activator activity. The transcript has 13 exons. The record is from RefSeq and is a predicted model, not a curated record. Gene Ontology annotation, biological process: signal transduction; regulation of small GTPase mediated signal transduction; positive regulation of GTPase activity.